Messenger RNA from Eriocheir sinensis (Chinese mitten crab), 1546 nucleotides. RefSeq names its product ski oncogene-like. Gene Ontology annotation, molecular function: DNA-binding transcription factor activity, RNA polymerase II-specific; SMAD binding; RNA polymerase II cis-regulatory region sequence-specific DNA binding. The transcript has 2 exons. The record is from RefSeq and is a predicted model, not a curated record. Gene Ontology annotation, biological process: negative regulation of BMP signaling pathway. The coding region runs from base 124 to 1440 and encodes 438 amino acids. Lineage: Eukaryota; Metazoa; Arthropoda; Malacostraca; Decapoda; Varunidae. Gene Ontology annotation, cellular component: nucleus.
ACGACGGCAGUAAGCAAAGAGCCACAGGAGAGGGAUGAUGCGCACGUAUCACCGCUCCUCUGUUGUGAAUGUAGUGAUGUUGUGUUAGUGCGUGUAGUGCCCUGUGUGCAUUGAUCAGGCCUUAUGGCGGCACCGGACAACAGCCCACACCUUAAGCGCGUGUUGCGCAAUUAUCAAAAUAGUGCGAUGUCCAGUCUCCAUGGGCCGGGACCUAACUGUUACCUAAAUGACACGGGCAGGAUGGGCGUAAGUAAAAAGUUGGCAGAUUAUGAUGAGUCUCCUUCAAUCAAACAACUGGACGCCACCACCAAGCACGAGCUGUACCGCGGGUUGAGCUUCAAGAAAGCUCUGCUUUACGAAGUGGACUCUCUCAACAAGAGCAAGGCCGAGAAUGGCUCUCGUCGCUGCAUUGUUGAUAUUGAGAGUAGGCGGCCACCAGCAUCCAGUCCGCCCACCAACCACACGCCCACAACUCCCUCCCUUCCUGCUCCACAGCCUGCCAUCACCACCACCGUCACCCCACCCGAGAGCAAAGACACCCCUGUAGAUAUCAGCUCCACCUCCACCACAACCACUGCCAGCCUCGUCCGUAACUCUGCCAACGACACUGCCACCACAUGCAACUCUGCCAACAUCACCACCAGCACGUCUGACUCCACCACCGCCCGAGUGGAGGAGUCGUGGGUGGAACCCGGAGUGUUUUUAGCACCGGCGCCCUUCCCGCCGCAACCUUGGCCUGUGUUGGCCGCCGCGGACAAGGGUUCUCCGGGUGCAGGCUGGGUUCGGGAGACCCUGCUCGACGGGGAGCCCAUCACGUGCUUUAACGUGGGUGGAGAGAAGCGACUAUGUUUGCCGCAGAUCUUGAAUACUGUCUUGCGUGACUUCUCACUGAGCCAGAUCAACGCCGUUUGUGAUGAACUGCGUAUUUAUCUUGAUGGCUGUAACGAGGCGCAGCUGGACGCCUUGCGGGUCGCAGGAGUCCUUCCCCACACCGCCCCUUCCUGCGGCCUGAUCACUAACACAGACGCCCAGAGACUUACUCAAGCCUUGCUGUACGCCCAUCCUACCCGCGCCCCGGUCCCUGCCCCCUCCAAGCCUCAGGAUCACCCGCAGCUCCGUGUUUAUCACACCUGCUUUGGAAAGUGUAAAGGGUUGGUGUGGGAUGACUUGUACACCAGCCCUACCGCCGCCUGCAUUGAGUGCGAGGAGUGCCACGGCUUGCUGCCCCCGGCACGCUUCGUCUGCCACGCCCACAGGUCUCUUGAAAAUCAGACCAUUCACUGGGGAUUUGAUGCAGAGCAGUGGCGAACCUACCUUCUCUUGGCUAAGGACCAACAGCUUCCCAUUGAAAAGGCCGAAGCUCAGUUGAAAGCUUUCAAGAGCAAGUUCGAUCCUGUCGGUGGAAACUACAAGCGCAAACAGGCCUUUGGUGGCGAGUAGGCCAGGGUGGAUGACACGGCCGGCCUUGCUCUCCACCACCGCCACCACCUUCACCACCACCACCACCACCACUUCUAUCAUCACCAUUACAACUACUGCCACGACC